AUGAGCCGCCAGUUGACUCUCUAUCCUGGUGCGGAGCGCCUGGGCUUCAGUGGCUGCUCUGCUGUCAUUUCGGGCCGCUUCAGCAGCAGCCACGCCUCAGUCCGGGCAGGGAUCAAGGGUACUGCUUUCGGCAGUAGGAGCUUGUUCUGCAUGGGGGGCGGCCGGCGGCUGUCAUUGAGCUCGGCGGGGCGGAGCGGUGGCUUUGCGCUGGGCCACGGAGGGGCGAGUGGUGGGCGUCCCGGGGGCUUCGUGGGCACCAUCUUUGGCAGCGCAGGACUGGGGCCCACGUGCCCAUCCGUGUGCCCGCCCGGCGGCAUCCCCCAGGUCGUGGUCAACAAGAGCCUCCUGGCCCCGCUCAACGUGGAGCUGGACCCGGAGAUCCAGAAGGUGCGCGCGCAGGAGCGGGAGCAGAUCAAGGCUCUGAAUAACAAGUUCGCCUCCUUCAUCGACAAGGUGCGCUUCCUGGAGCAGCAGAACCAGGUGCUGCAGACCAAGUGGGACCUGCUGCAGCAGCUGGACCUGAACAACUCCAAGAGGAGCCUGGAGCCCGUUCACGAGAGCUAUAUCAGCAAUCUGCAGAAGCAGCUGGAGAUGCUGUCUGGGGACAGGGUGAGGCUGGACUCGGAGCUGAGGAACAUGCGGGAAGUGGUGGAGGACUGCAAGAAGAGGUACGAGGUGGAGAUUAACAGACGUACUGCUGCUGAGAAUGAGUUCGUGGUGCUGAAGAAGGAUGUGGACGCUGCUUACAUGAACAAGGUGGAGCUCCAGGCCAAGGUGGACUCCUUGACAAACGACCUCAAGUUCUUCAAGGUCCUCUAUGAAGGGGAGAUUGCUCAGAUGCAGUCUCACAUCAGCGAUACGUCCGUCAUCCUGUCCAUGGACAAUAACCGGCAGCUGGACCUGGACAGCAUCCUCACUGAGGUUCGAGCCCAGUAUGAGGAGAUCGCUGUGAAGAGCAAGACAGAGACGGAGAACAUGUACCAGUGUAAGAUCCAGGAGCUGCAGGCCACAGUAGGUCAGCAUGGGGAUGACCUCAAACUCACCAAGGCCGAGAUCACAGAUAUCAACAGGCUGAUCCAGAGGAUCCACUCAGAGAUAGGGAAUGUGAAGAAACAGUGCUCCAACCUGGAGACGGCCAUUGCUGAUGCUGAACAGAGAGGUGACUGUGCCCUCAAAGAUGCCCGAGCCAAGCUGGACCAGCUGGAGGGUGCCUUGCAGCAGGCCAAGGAGGAGCUGGCUCGGAUGAUGCGGGAACACCAGGAGCUCAUGAAUGUCAAGUUGGCCCUGGACAUGGAGAUAGCCACCUACCGCAAGCUGCUGGAGAGCGAGGAGAGCAGGAUGGGUGGUGAAUACCCAAAUUUAGUGAACAUUUCCGUCGUUAGCAGUACCAGUGCAGGCCCAGGAGGUGCUGGCUUCAGUGUGGACUUAGGUUCCUUGAGCAGUUACAGCUACAGGCCUCUGGCCCUGGAGGUCAAGACCAAAGGCAGCUGUGGCAGCGAGCUCAAGGAUCCCCCAGCCAAAGCCUCAGGCAGCAGCUGUGCCACCAAAAAGGCGUCCAGAUGACGGACAGGCGGCAGUGCCGUGGGCAGAAGGCUGGGGGCCGCAUUCUCCUCCUGCUCUUUUCCUUGGGUCCCUUUCCAAGUCGGAAGUGUAUUCUCUACCACUGAAAUCCCAACCUGUUCUCCCAGCCCUGUUUUCCUCAGUGCAGAGAACUGUCUGGUGCAGGAAGGUCAGUCACGGGCUCUCUCAGUGACCUCUCUCCCACUCACUUUUUCUGGGUGACUGCCCCACACGCAGAGAUAAAGCACAGACCCAAGAGGUUUCCCUGUAGCCAACAGCAAGCCUCUCUGUUCCGUGUCGUCUCCAGCCUUCACUGUCAAGGGGCCUUUCCUCUUUAUCCCCUGACGAGGAUUCUACCUAGUUCUCUGCUUCUCCUGCAAUAAAUGAUUGACUGAUG
Onychomys torridus (southern grasshopper mouse) is the source of this 1957-nucleotide messenger RNA. Its product is annotated as keratin, type II cytoskeletal 72. Gene Ontology annotation, biological process: keratinization; intermediate filament organization. The coding region runs from base 1 to 1563 and encodes 520 amino acids. Gene Ontology annotation, cellular component: keratin filament. Gene Ontology annotation, molecular function: structural constituent of skin epidermis. The transcript has 9 exons. The record is from RefSeq and is a predicted model, not a curated record. Lineage: Eukaryota; Metazoa; Chordata; Mammalia; Rodentia; Cricetidae.